UGUACGGAUUCAUGGAGUGAGAGCGCUCCGCCUUUGGUUCCUUCUUCGUACUCAGGUAAGAAUAUUUUAAAGAUGCCUUGCCGUGGUAAAAUUAUUGUGAUUAAAAGAAGUGGUGCUGAUGGAACCCAUUUUCCACUGACUGCAGCUACAUGCUUGUUUGGAAGGAAAUCAGAAUGUGACAUUCGCAUUCAGCUGCCACAUGUCUCCAAAGAGCAUUGUAAAGUUGAAGUCAAGGAAAAUGGAGAGGUGUUGGUCACCAAUUUAAGUUCAGUGAACCCAGCUCAGUUGAAUGGGAAUGCUCUUAAACAGACUGUACGCCUCAAACAUGGAGAUAUCAUCACCAUUAUUGAUCGCUCUUUUAGAUUUGAGAGCCCUCAGGUACAACAAGGAAGGCGGCGAUCUGCAGGGCUUGAUUCUGAAAAUUUUAAGUUAUUUGCCAGUAACCAGUCUGAGGACACAAAUGAAACGGUGCGGAUAGAAAGUAUAACGACCAGUAAAGUCCAGAGAAAAUCUGAAGGAAAUGUUAUUAGAACAACUCAUACUCGUCGCUCGCUGCAGACCACUUCAUCAGAGUCAAAGAAAGACCAGUCUCCUUUCGGUGAACUCUAUAAAAUGCUCAAAAGCAAAGUCGAGUCUACAAAGAAAGAAAAUGGUCAGACCCCAGUAAAGGAAAGUAGCAGCUCUCCAAAAAAUGUGAACGUGAAGAGGAAUUUUCAGGCCGAAGCAGUUUCUCAGUCUCCUGCCACUUCCAGGCGAGACUCUAAAAGAAGUCAGUCAAGUGACAGCGCAACAAUUCAAAGCAAAGAUCUAAAGGUGGAACCUAGAUCAGUCUCUGCUUACAGCGUCAGGGAACAGUCAAAAAGCCCCUCAAGAGGGCCCAGAAAUUCUUUCACCAAACAGAAGCAAGGCAGUGCAGUGGGAGUCAAUAGUCCUGUCAUUUCAAAUUCUGCACAGAGCAGCUCAACAGAUGAAGAGGCUGCACAGGACCAUGUCCAGACUCCACGGAGAAGGUCCGACCAACAAGUGUCUCAAGAACAAGAGGCUUCAGUUUCCCUGGAGAAGGAAUCUCCCAGGAGAUCUAGAAGUGCUGAGAAUGUGCCCUCACCUGCUGGUUCUAGCCGUCGGACAAGCAGGGGCCAGUCCGCUCCUCACCCAACUGGUAUAGAGAACCAAGAAAAUUCUCCUCUGCCAGUUCAAUCUCCUAAGGGCAGACGAAGCGGAUCUAAAGAUCAGACUAAGGGAACACCAGCUAAGCCUGUUGGAACAGAAGAAAAAGUAAAUGAACGAGCUCAAGGACUUGCAACAAGAAAGUCUCCAAAGAAACGACGUAGUGAUGAUCUUGGACUGACUGAGCCACCCCUUAAAAGGAAGAGAGUCUCUUUUGGUGGACAUCUGAGCCCGGAGCUUUUUGAUAAAAGGCUUCCUCCAAAUUCUCCCCUUAAGAAGGGGGCGACUCCUGCUAGACGAAGUUUAUCGCUUCACUCUCCACGUGCUGUUAUGAGGAAGAGUUUUGGUUUACGGCAGACUAUGAUAAAGGAAGUUCUUGAACGAUCUGCUAUGCAGGAUGUAAGCUCUCCCUUAGUCACAUUCAUAACACCAACCAGGAGAGCUUCAUCUUCAAAAGGAGCACAGAUUGUCGUGACUGAGGCAGUCCCGGCAAAUAUCUCGGUGUCCUCUCCAAAAAGAUCUUCAGCUGUGAAUAAAAAGUCACCAAGUAAAUCUCCACUCUCUGUUGCUAGAACGCCUGUUAAACAAUCGCCAAACAAAUCUCCAUCCAAGACUUUGUCCCUUACUCCACUUAGAACCUCUCCGUCCAUAAAGUCACCUGUCAUUUCUCCAUCCAAGACUCCUGUCAAAAGGACACCAGUGAAACCUGAGCCCGCAACUUCUGCCAAGCGCUCUUUCUCAAAUGUGCCAGUUUCUGCCAAGAAGUCGCCUGUAAAAUCCUUGCCUCCCACUCCUGUCAGGAAAUUUUUAAUAACCCCAUCCACAACACCAGGUAAGAGAUCUCCUUCCAGAUCUCCCAUUCCAGUGAAGAAGUCCCUGAUAAAAUCUGAAGCCACUACACUUUCCAAAUUGUCCACCCCAGGCAAAAGGUCCCCAGGAAGAUCUCCAUCCACAUCUCCGGCUAAGAAGUCUGCUGCUAAAUUUUCCACCACAGGCAAAAGGUCCCCAGGAAGAUCUCCAUCCACAUCUCCGGCUAAGAAGUCUCCUGCCAAGUUGUCCACCCCAGGCAAGAGGUCGCCAGGAAGAUCUCCAUCCACAUCUCCGGGCAAGAAGUCUCCUGCCAAGUUGUCCACCCCAGGCAAGAGGUCGCCAGGAAGGUCUCCAGCUAAGAAGUCUCCUAAAUUGUCCACACCAGGCAAGAGGUCACCAGGAAGACCUCCAUCCACAACCCCGGCUAAGAAGUCUCCUGCCAAGUUGUCCACACCAGGCAAGAGGUCGCCAGGAAGACCUCCAUCCACAACUCCGGCUAAGAAGUCUCCUGCCAAGUUGUCCACCCCAGGCAAGAGGUCGCCAGGAAGGUCUCCAGCUAAGAAGUCUCCUAAAUUGUCCACACCAGGCAAGAGGUCACCAGGAAGACCUCCAUCCACAUCCCCGGCUAAGAAGUCUCCUGCCAACUUGUCCACCCCAGGCAAGAGGUCGCCAGGAAGAUCACCAUCCACGACUCCGGCUAAGAAGUCUCCUGCUAAAUUGUCCACCCCAGCCAAGCGGUCUCCAGUUAAGUCUCCAGUUGCAAAAUCACCCAGUACUCCAGCCCCUGUUAAACUCACAAGAUCUCCAGCAUCUGCCAAGAAGUCAUCCGUCUCAAUAUCUCCAGCAAAUCGUUCUCCUGCUACACCAUAUACCAAGGGGCGAUUCUCUGUUUCUCGUGUGGCUACACCACCCCAGGUGGUAGAGAAUGUUUCUAAAGUUCUUGCAUCACACACUCCAAAGCAUACUCGAAAGUCCUUGACAUCAAAGAAAACACCAGCCCGAAGAAGUCGAAAAUUUGAUGCCUUUGAGGUUAUUCGUGCCAGAAGGCGCAGUGGCGCCUCAGAAGCCAACUUGCUUGUGGCUAAAUCAUGGGCGGAUGUGGUCAAAAUCGGUGUUGCAAAAUCUCAGAAGAAAAUCGAUAAACCUGUUCGGAAGGCAGUGGCUACUAAGAAGAAACUUAAACCAAAGACUCCAGCAAAAAGGGCAAAGGAUGUAUCCAGCACAGGCCAUGCAGAUUCUCCUGCAACUAUUAUUGUUGGAAGAGCUUACACAAGAACAUUGAACUUGACCGGAUACGUACCAAAGGUGGUCAGAAAUGAGGCUGUAAAACUGAACCCACCUCACAAUGAAAGCUUUACUGGCAUGGCAGAGUUAUUCAGCACACCUGAGAGUGCAAAACAGCGCAAAAGCAACAGAUUUGAUGGGUCUAAAGCAGGCACACCAAAGUCAACCACUGAAAUGUCUGUGAUGCAAACACCAGAGGAAGCAGGUGAAAUGGUGGUUUCACCAUUAAACAGUCCUGCUACAACCCAGCGAAAGCAAUUUGCCAGAGAUGCUGUUUCUAGACUCCUUGAAGUUCCAGUGUCACCAGAAUUAAGUAAAGUUACAGUGUCCGAAAAUGCUGAGCUAGAAGCCUCAAAGUUUAGUAAGAACAACCGAAAAUCAGUCGGGCUUACAGGGGUGAAGCGCAUCAUGAGAACACCAAAACAAAAGGGAAAACCUGUUACCGAUCCACAUGCACUACGGAAGUUGUUGAAGACGCCAAAACAACCCGAAUCCACACAAUCAUACACUCGUCGAUCCGCUAACCUUGAGGUGCUUAGCAUUGCACAACUCAUGAAGACUCCCAGGCAGAAGGGAGUACCUGUGGAAGACAAGAUGGGAAUAACACGUAUUAUGAAGACGCCAAGACAAAAAGGAGAACCUGUGGAAGUUUACACCGGUGUCAGGCGCAUAAUGCGGACACCAAAGGUGAGAGGAGAGGCGGUGGAAGACAUGGUUGGAAUAAAGCGCUUAAUGACGACACCCAAAGUGAGAGGGCAACCGGCGGAGGAUAUUGACAUAAGUCACUUGAUGAGUACACCUACUACAAACACCGAGUCAGCUGAAAAUACCCGUCCAAUAGAGGAGAUAUUUGGCAUAAAGAACCUAGUGAAAACUCCUCCAAAGAAAUCUGCAGCUCAACAGGCUUUGGCUGCAGAUUUCAAAAAUGCCAGUGAAGCUUUAAGACCUCUUGCAAGUUCUAAUACCCCUGCGAAGAGAGGAAGACAAUCCAAGCGACUGUCCCUUCCAGCUGAAACUGCUACUACAGUGAAUGAAGUACAGAAAACAAUGGCAGUAGCAGAGUUUGAGAUUGCACAGGAAUCUGGUGGGCAGAGUAUCAGCGAGGUUAUUAAAUCUGCCUAUAAGAAGAAAGGCCGACCAUCCAAGAAUAUUCCUGCUCUACCUGCAUCUGAAAUGCCUAAAUCUGCUGAAAUGCCUGAAGUGACCUCACCUUCUCAAAGAGGAAGACCUAGAAGCACCCCUGAAGUACCAAAGGAGUCUCAAGAUUCUAAUGUUGAUGUGACCUCUCCUUCACGUAGAGGAAGACCCAGAAGCACUGUUCUAUCUCCUAUAGCUGACAAGGCAACUUUACAGGCAAAUGAGGGAGGCAUUUCACAAGUACAAACAGAAUCUGUUUCUGAGGAUGCAAUUUCACCUUCACGUAGAGGAAGGCCCAGAAGCACCCCUGAAGUACCAAAGGAGUCUCAAGUUUCUAAUGUUGAUGUGACCUCUCCUUCACGUAGAGGAAGACCCAGAAGCACUGUUCUAUCUCCUAUAGCUGACAAGGCAACUUUACAGGCAAAUGAGGGAAGUAUUUCACAAGUACAAACUGAAUCUGUUUCUGAGGAGGCAAUUUCACCUUCACGUAGAGGAACGCCCAGAAGUACUGCUGCAACUCCCAACGACUCUGUUACUGAAGUGACAUCACCUUCCCGGAGGGGAAGAGCUAGUGCAGUGGUAACAAAAGAGAGCCUUCAUGCUGCUACUGAGGUGGUAACGUCGCCUGCACGUGAAGGAAGACUUAGCACAACUUUGAAAGCAACAGAAGAAUCUCAUCCAGCUUCUCAGGAGAUGACAUCGCCUACACGCAGGGGAAGGCCUAGCAAUACUGCAGCAGUAGCAGAAGAUCUAGCUUCUGCUGUGGAGAUUACUUCACCUUCACGUAGAGGUAGACCUAGGAAAUCUUCAGAAGUAGUAAAAGAGCCUCUUACAGAUUCUUCUGAUAAGAUAAUUUCACCUAAUCAUAGGGGGAGAGCUAGCACAGUUGAGACCCCCAGUGAGUCAGUUCCAAAUGAGACGUGUACUUCACCUACACGUAAAGGAAGAACUAGCACAACUACAAGAAACCAAAAGGAUUCUCCUCAAGCUUCUUCUGGAAAGAUUACUUCGCCUGCACGUAGGGGAAGACCAAGUACCGCUGCGGAAGAAUCUGAUAAAACUGAUGCUGGGGUGGCUUCUCCAUCUCGUAAUGGCAACCUGCUGAGCACUUCUGAAGAACUGAAGGAAUCGCUUAUAGUUUCUGAAACCAAAGUAGUUUCACCAUCACGAAGGGGAAGGUCUAUAGAAGCCGCAAAAGAAUCUCUGCCAUUUGCUAAUGAAAUUGUUUCACCAAAACGCAGGGGAAGACACGCUAUUACAGAAAUGGUGGCCAAGGAACUGGACCCAGCUACAGAUGGAAAAGUUAAGAAUACCAGAGGGAGACCGCAGAGGACAGAAGAUGUUUCCAAGGAAUCAUCUGUUUCUGUUGCUGCAGUAACUUUACAGACUCGUAGAGGAAGAUCUAAAGACCCUGUAGAAGUACCUAAAGACUCUGUUCCAGUUACGUCUGCUGUGACCUCCCCAGCACACACUAGAACGACUAAAAGCACACAAUCAUCUGUUGACAAGGAGACCCUGCAGACACACGAAGGGCAUUCUAAAAGCACUGCAGAUGCUUCUAAGGAACCAGCCUCUGAAGUUACAUCUCCACGUAAAGGAAGGCCUAAAGCCUCUGUAGAAUUGGCCAAAGAGCCCGUGGCGGUAACUGAAGAAGCACCUACGACUCGCAGAGGAAGAGCAAAAAUCGCUGCAGAUGUUCCCGAGAAAUUGACACGUAGAGGAAGAACUAAAGCAAAAACUGAUCUACCUGAAGAGCCUGUUCCUGCUUCAAGUAGAGACCCAAUAUCUACACGCAGAGGAAGACCUAAAGCUGCAGCAGUGAUUCAAGAGCCUGUUCCAGAGGAAACUGUUGAUGUAACCUCUCCUGCACGCAGAGGAAGACCUAAAACUGCAGAUAUUCCUAAAGAGCCUCUUCCAACAGAAGGUGAUGUAACCUCUCCUACACGCAGAGGAAGACCUAAAACUACAGAUAUUCCUAAAGAGCCUCUUCCAGCUGUGGGUGAGGUAACCUCUCCUACACGCAGAGGAAGACCUAAAACUACAGAUAUUCCUAAAGAGCCUCUUCCAGCUGCCGCUGGGGUAACCUCUCCUACACGCAAAGGAAGAUCGAAAAUUGUGGAGGUACCUAAAGUACCUAUUCCAGCAGCAAGUGAUGUAAGGUUACCUACACGCAGAGGAAGACCUAAAACUACAGAUAUUCCUAAAGAGCCUCUUCCAGCUGUGGGUGAGGUAACCUCUCCUACACGCAGAGGAAGACCUAAAACUGCAGACCUACCUGAAAAACCUGUUUCAGACAGCGAGGUAACGUCGCCUGCACGCGGUGGAAGACUCCAAAACAGAGAAGCAUCCAAAGAAUCUCUACCAGUUUCUGUGGAGGAACCUCAGUCCAAUUUGGAAGAUUCACAAAAGGCAGAAUUAAGUGUGAAAACUUCGCCCGCUGGUAAACCUAUUGCGAGAAGAGGUGGACGACGUAGGAAUGAAGAACAAUUGGCAGAUAUUGCUGGUCCCAAACCAGAAGAGCCUAAGUUGGAGUCAAGACGCAGAGGCCAGUCGAAGUCCAAGAACUUAGACGAAACAUCAAAGACUGUCGAUGUUCCUGACCAGGCCAACAGUCCAGCAGCUAAAUCUGUUAAAGGAUCUGCCAAGUAUCAGAAAGAUAUACAGCCUGAACCUCCUGUUAAGAAAGUACGUGGUAGGCCGAGCAGAAAUGCUCAAAAGGACAACUCUGCAGAAAUCAGCACUUCAGAAGUUGCUGCAACUACAGAUUUAAGUCCAAAAAGAACUCCAACAAAGGGCAGAUCCCCAACAAUAGACACUAGUGAUGUGUCUGUAGAGGAGCAAGAACAGGAAUCUAGAACUAGUGCUCCAGUAUCAAAACAACGAGGAAGAAGAAAAAAUCAAGAGAGUACAAACAAGACUUCUCAGGUGCAAACUGAACCUACAGCAACCGAAACAUCAAGAGCCACACGAGGUAAGAGGGGCUUACCUGACGGUGAACAACCUCAACCUGCUGAAAUAAAGGGCAAGAAGACUGCAAGGAGCAAAGAUUCAGGUGAGCCCAGUGUUAUCGAAAGGCAUUCAAAAUCUGUACAAUGGCACCCUCUGCUGACCACUGAUGUAAAUGCAAAAAGCACAGCGAAAGUAGAAGAAACCACUAUUGAAGCUUCUACCCGUGGUAGCAGGUCUAAAGGUAGAACGAAAGCUGACAUGUCAGAGGCCAUCCCUGCUAAAAGACCACGUAGAGAAAAUUCUGACGACAAAUCUGAACCUCCAGCUAUUUCCGAAGGCGAUACCUCAUCCAACGCUGCAGAUGUUUUUGUCAGCAAAGGCAGGCGAGGAAGGCGGCCCGCAAUUCCUCAGGAACACUUAGAGGACAAAAGUUCAGAUGUACAGUCUUCCCCAGAUGUGACUGCACGGUCUCCAGCCAAACAAGCUUUACAGAAAACUCGAGAGAGGUACGGCAGCCAGCAUUGCACUUGCAGCGAGCAAAAGCCAAUCUCCAGCUAA
Nanorana parkeri is the source of this 7905-nucleotide messenger RNA. RefSeq names its product marker of proliferation Ki-67 (gene MKI67). Gene Ontology annotation, molecular function: protein binding; DNA binding. Gene Ontology annotation, biological process: regulation of mitotic nuclear division; regulation of chromosome segregation. Lineage: Eukaryota; Metazoa; Chordata; Amphibia; Anura; Dicroglossidae. The coding region runs from base 73 to 7905 and encodes 2610 amino acids. The record is from RefSeq and is a predicted model, not a curated record. The transcript is spliced from 20 exons. Gene Ontology annotation, cellular component: chromosome; nucleus.